Molecule: messenger RNA, 8665 nt
Organism: Lingula anatina
Lineage: Eukaryota; Metazoa; Brachiopoda; Lingulata; Lingulida; Lingulidae
Biological process (GO): spindle elongation; microtubule-based movement; mitotic spindle assembly
Cellular component (GO): mitotic spindle; nucleus; spindle microtubule
Molecular function (GO): plus-end-directed microtubule motor activity; microtubule binding; ATP binding
Source: RefSeq, a predicted model, not a curated record
GCAGAAGCUGCCUUUUAGUGACAUAUUUGGAUUAGAGCAUGGAGUCUGAAACAAAAAAGUAUAUAGAAAUCAUGGAAACGGAGGAGGAGUUGGGCAUUGGAGAGACUAGCGAUAUGGAUGCCACAUUAAAUAAGGGUGCUCGCAAGAAUUUGUUUGAUGAUCUAGCCCCAACCCCCAUGAAGGCCAACUCUAGUACAAAUGUUGAUCCCGGAAGUGAACACAUGAGGGUUUUCCUCCGUAUUAGACCAUUUACUCAAGAGGAACAGGAAAACAAUGAAAAUCAGGGCUGUAUGGAACUUGAGAAUAUCAACAACCUGGUCAUGCAUGCACCAAAGGAGUCUGUUACCUUCAAGAACAGCACACAUGGCUGUGGAAAAAUGACUCACAAGUUCACAUUUUCCAAGAUCUUCUCAGAGGGAACGGAACAGAAACAGUUCUUUGAUGAGACCAUGCUUGGCACUGUGAAAGACUUUAUUGAUGGGCAGAACUGCCUUGUUUUUACCUAUGGAGUUACAAACUCUGGAAAGACUUACACUAUUCAAGGUAACCCUAAAGAUGGCGGAAUCCUUCCCAGGGCCUUGGACGUGCUGUUCAACAGUAUAGACGGCCAGCAGUGGGAGAGCAUGAGUCUGAAACCAAGGAUGUUCACUGACGUCGUCAAGCUCUCAGAUAAACAAGUAGAACUAGAAAAGAAAAACAAGGAGAAUGUCAUGAGCCUUGCCACUCCAGAGGAGCCCGACGUGACCAGUCUCCUUGGAGAUGACCUAAGUGACAUGUCCAGAAUAAGCUGCAGCACGCGGACCUCUGCAGAGUCCCUGGCUCCAAGCCUAGAUUCCACAUCCACCGCCACAAGCCAGGAUGAGAGUCAAGAAAGCAAUCCAGUAGAGUCAGCUAUUGAGACUGAAGAUGAAGACAAGGAGAACCUGGAAAAGCUGUUUGAGGAGGCAGAGAACCGCGUUCGUGAGGAGGCGGCGAUAAGUGUGGAAGGUCAAGGUCAGGUUAAGUUCUCUGUGUGGGUCAGCUUUGCUGAGGUCUACAACGAGUACAUCUACGACUUACUGGAACCUCUCCCGAAGAAGAAAAAUGCUAGGCGGCCUACUCUCAAACUUAGUGAGGACAAGAAUGGCAGCCCAUAUAUUAGAGGUUUGAAGUCUGUUCAGGUGACCAGUGCUGAUGAAGCUUACCGGGUACUGACCAUUGGGAAGAAGAACCUACAGGUGGCUUGCACAAAGCUCAACCACAGCUCAAGUAGAAGCCAUUGUAUUUUCACAAUCAAGGUGCUGCGUGUAGUUGCCAAAGAUGAUCCCCAUGUAGCUAGAAUCAGCAUGUUGUCUUUCUGCGAUUUGGCCGGAUCCGAGCGCUACACCAAGACUCACAAUACAGGAGAGAGACUGAAGGAAGCUGGGAACAUCAACACCUCCCUCCUCACGCUGGGGAGAUGUAUUGCUGCACUUAAACAUAAUCAGUUCCACAAAGAACAUCCGAAGAUUAUUCCCUUUCGUGAGAGCAAACUCACCCGACUGUUCCAGAACUUCUUCUGUGGCAAAGGGAAGGCUGCCAUGAUAGUGAACGUGAACCAGUGUGCCUCCCUGUUUGAUGAAACUCUUCACGUCUUGAAGUUCUCAGCUAUAGCAAAACAGGUGGUUGUGAUACAGAAACCCCCAGAGGAAGAGAAGAAGAAGACGAGGAAUGCAGCUCGUUUGGUUUCCAUGGCCUUGGCUCAGACGCCCAGAUCCUCUGCUGUCAGGCCCUCCAUCAGCUGGGCCACUCCUGGCACAAUGUUGGAGGCCAUGAACCUGCCUAUUCCAGAGGAUGAUGAGGACGGCCUGUUUGAGGAGUCUGAGACAGACAGGGAACAGGAGCUGCUAGACAUCAUCCAGUCCCUGAAGAAGGACCUGCUGUCUGAGAAGCGCAAGAUGGCCCAGAUGGAGGCUCAGAUACGGGAGGAGGUGUGUCAGGAGAUGGCGCAACAGUUGGUACAGAUUGAGAACCAGUACAGCGAAAGACUACGAGAAGAGACCAUCUUGGUGGAGGAGAAGGCAGAGAAGAGGAUCGAGAUGUUCACGCAGUCUGUGAAGAAGACCAGGAAAAGGGCGCGGGUGGACAGGUUUGAAGACGAGGAGGAUGAGUGGGUUUCCAGCCAGGUGCUACAUGCAGCUCAGAUUAAGAAUCAGGAUCUGGAGAAGCAGCUCCAUGAGUUGCAGACCAAGCUGGGCAGUCUCCAGGCUGACUUGAGGGCCAGCAGGGAGGACAUGAGGCUGAUGACCACCGAGAAGAACAACCUGAUGGCAGAAAACACCAAAUUGCAGUUUGAAGUGGCCAGCUUCAAGAGCAAGCAGUCGGAAAAUGUCCAAAGUGAACAAGAGGCCUGCGAAAAGUUACAAAAGGAAAAGGCCUGUUUGGAAGUUGAACUGGCGAAAGCCAAGGAGGAUUUGGAUGAGGUUAAGAGGAAAAUCACACAAGCUCAGGUGGAACAUAAGAGGUCUAAUUCAGGAGACAUUGAAACUAAUGAGCUAAUGGAGAAUCUUGGAAGGGAACUCCAGCACUCCAAAGAACAGUUGGCACAGAAGAGUAAAGAGGCCGAGGAGCUGAAUGAGAUGCUGACAGAGGCGGGAGAGACGUUCCAGCAGAAGGAGGAAGAGAUCGGCAAGCUGAAGGAGGCGUUAUCACAGGAGGUGGAGAAGAUUGAACAGCAGGCAUUGACCAUUGAAGAACUGAACAAGGUUCUUGAAGAGACCCGAGAGGCUGUGGAGACUGCCAACACUAAGCUGGAUGCCCGAGACAAGACAAUCCAAGAGCUUCAGUCUCAGCUAGAGACUACAUCAGAGAAUGAAAACAAACAGGAAGUUACAGUUGGCAUGCUAACCUCCAAAGUGGCAGCUCUAGAGGAGUCUGUCGGUCAGACAAACUCGGAGCUUCAACAGAAACAGGUCCAGAUCACUAAGCUAGAGGAGAGCAUUGAAGAGUAUAAGAAAUCCCUCAGUGAUCACGAGUCCUUUGUCUCUGAACUAAAUCAGCUGCUUAGAGAUGCAAAGAUAGAGUUGGACCAAAAGAAAAGCCAGCUGGAGAGCCAGGAAUCUGCAAUGAUACAGAAAGUUGAAGCCCUGGAGAAGCAGGCAGCAGAGCAACGGCAGACCCAUGAGGCUGCAGUCUCUGCCAUGGAGGAGAAGCUGAAGCAAGUGCAAUCUGAGCUGGAGGGUGCAAAGUCUGGUCUGCAGAAGUCUCAGGAUGUGUCUGUGCUGUGCCAGAGCCAGGCCUCUGAACUGACAGCCUCCUGUGAGAGGGUAGCCGCCUUGGAGACCCAGGUGAGGGAACUGAAAUCUGACCUGGAGUCUGAGCAGGAGAAGUAUGCCAAUGCCGCCGAUAAUGUCACCAUCUUCCAGUACAGGAUUCAGGAGCUGGAGGAAAUGUUGGCACAAGACAAGAAGAAGGGUGAAGACUCCAAGAAAGAAGAGUGUAAGGAGAAGGAUGUACUAGAACAGAAAUGCAGCGAGCUGGAGAAGCAGAAACGAGAAUUGGAUGAAAAAUUAGUUGAGAAAGAAGCACUUAUUGCCAGUCUACAGCAGAAAGUGAUGGAAAAUGAAACUGCAAUGGGAAAAGAGCAACUACAGCAGCAGUCGUUGAAAGAUUCCCAAGGUAGCCAGCAUGCUGAAAUUGAUCGUCUUUCACAGGAAUGCAUUGAAAAGAACAAUGAAAUCAACAAACUGAAGGGUGAGAUAGAUAUCUUGAAAUCAGACCUGAGAACAGAAGUGCAAACUAAAGAUGAAGUUCUGAAUCGCUUGCAGAUGGUUGAAGAAGAAAGUAAGGCUCUGGCAAACAAAAACAAACUAUUAUCUGAUGAAGUUGCUGCAAUGUCGACUUCAAACCAACAGCAGGAAGCUAAAAUCAAACAGCUUGAGAAAGAGCUUGUUGCAUUCAAAGACAGCAAUGGUCACUGCGCCAAGCAGAAGGAGAGAGAAGUGACAUCAUUAAAGUGCAAAUAUGAUGACGUUCUGAAAGAGCAAGAAAAAGAAAGAAAAGAGAUAAUAGACUUGCAACUGCAGAUUGAAAAACUUCAAGGGGUGCAGGAAAAAGAAAGAAAGGUCCACUGUGAGACAUCUGAGAAAUUGUGCCAUCUUGAAAAAGAAAUUGAAAGGUAUGAAAAACUGUACGAAGAAGCACAGACCAAAAUUGCAGGUUUGAAAAUGUCUUUAGAUAUUGCCACCGAGAAUGAAGACGUCACUGAGGAAAGAACUGCCGAGAUAAAAACACUCAAGUCUCAGCUGGCAGAAAGGGAAAAGGAACUGAAGGCAUCGCGGGAGCAGCUGGAGAGCAAGACUGCGGGCCUAAGUUCUCAGAUCGAGGACCUGGAGGGAGAUCUGGAGGCGUCCAAGGCCAGUGUGAGGCACCACGUGGAGAAGGAGCAGGACAUGCAGAGGAAGCUGGAAGAGCUGACUGAGGGCCACAGGGCCAAGGUCCAGGCGCUGGACGCCUUGGCUUCCAGACUCCAGGACACGGAGAGGGAGACAGAGACGCUGAGGCAAAGGGCGAAAGAACUGCAGGGAGAACUGGAUGCUAAAUCCAGAGACUGCUCGGCAGCUGAAGAGAAAGUUUCUGAGUUGAGGAAGAGUGUGGAGGAUUUGCAGAAAAGUAACGAAGAAUGGCGACUGACAAAAUCUUCAAAUGCUCAACUUCAGAAAGAGCAUGCCAUGGUGGAAGAGAGGUUAAAAGAGGUGCAGUCAAAUUUGGAUGUUGUGCGGCAGUCUGCAGCUCAACUUGAGACAGAGUUGAAAACAAAAACUGAAGAGCAGAAUGAAAGUAAAGAAAAGUUGGAGGAAGUUAUGUCAGAAUUAAAAACAAAAACUUCAGAGCUGAAUGAGAAUAAGAUGAAAUUAGAGGAAGCUAUGUCAGAGUUAAAAACAAAAAAUGCAGAGCUAAGUGAGACUAAGGAAAAAUUGGACAAAGUUACAUCAGAAAAGGAAGAAAAUGAUAAAACACUCCAACAGUUUAAGGCAAGUUCAUCAGAACUUGAGGGUAAUUUGCUGAAAGAGAUUGAACGACUUGAGAAAGAGAAAAAUGAAAAUGCAGAUAAACUUUUCAAAGCAAAUAAACUAUAUGAUUUAAUGAAAUCUGAAAUGGCAGACAUUUCACAGAAGUGUGAAAAGACAUUACAAGAAAAAACUAAAUUGGAGGAGGAGUUGCAGUCAGCCCUGGAGUCCAGAAUCUCCUCAGAAAAUGAAGAACUCAGAAACAAAGAAAGUGCCAUACAGGAACUGAAUAACCAACUCGCAAAACUGGAACGUGAUUUACAAGAAAACGAAACCAAGUUACAGAACUCUGAAACAAAAGUGGCCACUUUGAGAGACACUCUGACCGCGCUCAGACAAGAAAAUGUCAGAUUGAAGGAUGACUCUGAAGAAGAAAGCGACCACGUCUCCAACCUGAACGCUGAAGUUGCCAGACUUAAGCAGGAGGUGGAGGAGAAGACUGCAAAGAUAGAGGGACUGGAGCAGAAGUACCAGGAUGAACUCAGUAGCAGAGAGGACUCUGUGCAAAAAUACCAGAAGCAAAUUGACCUGCUCAAAAAUGAGACGGCCAUAUUACAUGACCAGGUAAAGGUAGCCACUGAACACGAGACGGCAGCCAAGCAGAACUUGGAGACGCUCCAACAGGAACUGCAGGCUAAGAAAGAGUCCACCACUCAGCUGAGGGAGGACUAUUCUAAACUGGAGGAGUCAAAGAAGAAGGUUGAUGAGCUGCUGGAAGACCUGAAGAAGUGCCAGGAGAGAGAGGCUACCCUGCGGAGUCAGCUCCAGGAGGCAUCACGCUCUAUGGAAGAGCAGAAUUGCAAGUACAACCUGCUGGAGGACCAGCUCCUUAGCGCCAACCAGAGCCUGCUGGAGUACGAGAGGAAACAACAGGAGAAUUCAGCUGCUUGUGCUAGGCUAGAGAAGGAGUCAGCCAGCCAGCAGAAAAUCCUGAAGGAACACGCGAAAGCCCUGUCUGCCAAGGGCAAGGAAGUUGAAGAGUUGCAGCAAGAGCUGAGAAACAGAGACCAGAAAAUUGAGAACAAGAACAAAACUAUCUCCGAGCUCUGGACCAAGAUUGAGACUGAGCGGAACAGCUUUGAAUUGGCUCUUAAAGAUGCCAAAUCAAAUGAAAUGCUUAUAGAGACUCUGAAGGAGGCCCUUGCAGAACAGGAGAGCGUAAUGGAGCAACAAGACAAGGUGCUGAACAGUAGGGAAAAACAGAUAGGGGACCUCUCUCAAGAACUAGAAGAGCUCAGGGAAAGGCACUCUGAGCUGCAGUCCAGUAAACGUACCUCCAGCAAGGAGUCUGACAACUGGCAGCAGCUGUACCGGGACCUGGAGACAGAGAAGAAGACACUGGACGAGAUCAAGACGGGCCUGAUGAAGCAGGUGGAAGGCCAUGCCAGCAAGCUGACCAAGAUGGAGACUGAGAAGACCAGGAUGGACAGAGUACUCAAGGAGAACGAGCAGGAGCUGAGAGAAAUGGAGAAACUGCUUUCAGACACCCGUCAGCAGUUGGAGACCCUGAAGUUUGACCAGGAGAAAGUUGUUCAGCAAGCAGUGGACAAAGCCACCUCAGAGGCCAAGCAGUCCGUUCAGGAGAACCUGGAGAAGACGAAGCAGAAGGCGAAUGAUGCCAGCAAGGAGGUCCGGCAACUCAGUAUGCAGGUCAAGAUUAAGGAGGAUGCCAUCAGCGAAAUGCAAAGGGAACUUGAUAAACUGCACAAGGAACUGGCUUCUGCAGAAGAGAAGAAGCAGGCUGAACUCAAGGAGUUCAGAGAAAAGCGUGACCAGCUUGCCAAACAGCUAGGGCAGAUGAUUAAGGACAAAGAUGCAGAAAUUAAGAGCCUCAAGGAAAAUGGUGGCAAUGAAGGAGAGGUCAAGUACUCAACAGUGAGAGAUUUAGAAAACCAAGUAAAAGACAAGGAUUUGACAAUAUCCAAGCUGUUAGACCAGCUGAACCAGCAGGGGGUGUCUGCAGCACUGGGUGCUGGCUCCAAUAACCGCAGGUCCAAGAGAGGAGAGAAGUCUAGAGCAGAACAGGACCACCACCACCACCAUCACCGCACAGCCAGGGAGGUGAAAAACCUGCAGGAGGAGUUGGAGAGGGAGAGGGAAAGGAGUAGUGACGUCAGUAAGACCCUCGAUAAGGUCUAUCUGUCUAAAGAUGAAAUUGUUGGGGAUCUUCUUGAAGCAAACAAACAAUUACAAAACCACAUCAAAAUUCUUGAGGAGCAGGUUGUUAGGACCAGGUCUGUGUCUGUGUCUGUCAGCGAGGACGACGUGUUGGUGGAGGACUCCUUCACAUCGACACACCUGGAGAUAGAUGCAACACCUGAGGUGGCGAAGACGAGGCGGACCACACGCGCGACACGUGGCAAAAAGAGGAAGAGUGUAGAGACUGCUGAGACAACUCCCCCAAAGACAAGGAGGGCCACCAGAGGAAGUAGGACCAGGUCAAAAGUGGAGAAGAUCAAAGAGGAAGAAAAUCAAGAGAAUCAGUCAUAUAGCACAGACAAGGAGCAGGACCAGUUCCAGAGGUCAGAAGACAGAGCCAGUAAGAGACAUGGCCUGUCAAAACUGGGCAAUAUUCUUACCAACUCUCCCAUAGGAAAGUCAGCAAAAAAAAUCUGGGACAGCAUGACCUCACCAGUGAAGUCUCCGUCAUCGACUUCCUCCCCUCCACCACCACCUACGACAGAGAAGAAGAAAAGGAAACUGUUCAAGACUGACAUAUCGGCUCCAUUUGAUUGUGCUCCUAACAUGAUAAUUACUUCCACAGAAGACACAUCAUGUAAGAAAGACAGUUCCCAUGACAUUGUUAAGAGAAGACUGAGAUCGAGAAGGAAUUAAUUCAUUAAUGUGAAUUGAUUUUUGUUAAGUGUUCAUGUUUAUGGUUUAUCUGCAACAAAAGAAUUUAUAUGUUCAUAAUAGAUUAUAUAUACAUAUGAUAUGAAACAUAGCUGCAAAAAACAUUUUUAAAUGCUUUUAGUUAUGAAGUUGACAUAAACUGAAAUAACUUGAGAGUACAUUUUCCUAUGUGAAAAUUGCUGUAUGAAGUUAUUCUGACAUGUGGAGUAGACUCUGCCAUACACUAUCUCUAUUCAGUGAGGAUUUCAGAGUGAUAAAUCAAGUUACCCUGGGUAUGAUACACAAGGGUGCAAAUUCAAGUAGAAAUGAAAAUUUGUCUAUGCAGUCUUCACUGUUUUAAGUCAUUUUGCUCUGUGAAGCUUCUAUUGUCACUGUCAUUUUCUCUACAUCAUGUCAUCUUUUAGACAAUUGCUCUAUGUUACCGUUUCCCAUUAACCUGCCACAGGUACCAACCCCCAUUAAUAUUACAGAAUAUUACUUUGUGGUGCUUCUGUUUGAGUUUUGGGGCAGAUAUUGAAUUGGAAUGCUAUGCUGAUUUGUAUGAUUUUGACUGGGGUUGUGUUUGUGAAGAAUGAAUGAAAACUCGGAUCGUGUACUAUCAAUUUUCUGUUUCUCAUGCCAAGUAAACUGAAUGUGUAAUAGUUAUGUUACUUGUCUAAUGAUGUAGAUAGGGAGACAAGCUUCUGUAUAUAUAAACGUGGUCUUAUAGAUAGCUACAUGUAAAUAAGAAAGAUACUCCUAUAGUCUUUCUAUAUGAUAUUAUAUUCAAAUAAAUAUUCAUCUUA